Messenger RNA from Castor canadensis (American beaver), 897 nucleotides. RefSeq names its product NK2 homeobox 6 (gene Nkx2-6). The record is from RefSeq and is a predicted model, not a curated record. Gene Ontology annotation, molecular function: RNA polymerase II cis-regulatory region sequence-specific DNA binding; DNA-binding transcription factor activity, RNA polymerase II-specific. NCBI's taxonomy places the organism in Eukaryota, Metazoa, Chordata, Mammalia, Rodentia, Castoridae. Gene Ontology annotation, cellular component: nucleus. Gene Ontology annotation, biological process: cell differentiation; regulation of transcription by RNA polymerase II.
AUGCUGCUGAGUCGGGUCACCUCCACCCCAUUCUCGGUCAAUGACAUCCUGCGGUUGGAACGUGAGCAGAGCAACCCUGAGUCUACGUCACAAUGGAGGGUGCGGAGGAGCCCGGAAAACGCUCAGUACCUGCAAAUGGACUGGGAACCCAGGGAACCUGAGAUUCACAACGCCGGUAGUGGGGGCGGCGGCGACAGAGGGCAAGACCCAUCGGAGCUUCCUGGGGGUCUCUGUGAGGCAGUAUUGGAGAUGGACCCGGAACGGGUGGGGGAACCACAGCCCGGCCUGGACGCGGCCUUGCCCCUCCAGGGCGGGAACAGGAUGCUGCAGCUCAGCGUUGGCAACAGCAGCGACGGCGCGCGUGGUGGCGGCCCGGAGCAGCCAAGGACGCGACAGCGGCGGAAGCCGCGCGUGCUGUUCUCACAGGCACAGGUGCUGGCCCUGGAGCGGCGCUUCAAGCAGCAGCGGUACCUGUCGGCGCCUGAGCGCGAGCACCUGGCCAGCGCCCUGCAGCUCACGUCCACGCAAGUCAAGAUCUGGUUCCAGAACCGGCGAUACAAGUGCAAGAGGCAACGCCAGGACAAGUCACUGGAGCUGGCCGGCCACCCCCUAGCGCCGCGCCGGGUGGCAGUGCCCGUGCUGGUGCGCGAUGGCAAACCCUGCUUGGGCUCAGGCGCACCAGCUUUCGUCGGCCCCUAUGCCUCGGCCACCGCGCCCUAUUCCUGCUAUGGCAGCUACGCGAGCACCCACUACGGCGCCGGCUACGCGAGCUGCUACGCCGGCGCUGGCCCCGCGCCACCCACGCCAUUGGCCAGCUCAGGCUUCAGCCCCGGCGUCCCGAGCGCCACUCCGCAGGGCCAUCUGCCCGCCACGCUGCAGGGCGUCAGGGCCUGGUGA